AUGUGUGGCACAGGAAGAUCAUGCUACAGGAGGAUUGAAUUGCUGGGAGUCGUAUGUCUUAAGGGUCCAGAUAUUCAAACUAUCGGUAAGACCUUAGGUUCCGGUUACGUUACUGUUGCUGGUAUUCUCAUUUCACCAAAGGUUAAGGAAGCAUUUGUUGAAAGAUCUGGUACCAUUGCAGGUGCUCAAACAUACCAUCAGCACUCCUUUAAAUGCUGUGUCGCAUUAGCCGUUCAAAAAAAAAAUCCAAAGGUUAGGUUUAAGACGUAA
Debaryomyces fabryi is the source of this 270-nucleotide messenger RNA. RefSeq lists its product as uncharacterized. Bases 1 to 270 code for a protein of 89 amino acids. NCBI's taxonomy places the organism in Eukaryota, Fungi, Ascomycota, Pichiomycetes, Serinales, Debaryomycetaceae. The record is from RefSeq and is a predicted model, not a curated record. The transcript has a single exon. Gene Ontology annotation, cellular component: cytosol.